This is a messenger RNA of Athalia rosae (coleseed sawfly), 1096 nucleotides long. It is a transcript of the gene vito, whose product is annotated as nucleolar protein 12. The record is from RefSeq and is a predicted model, not a curated record. Lineage: Eukaryota; Metazoa; Arthropoda; Insecta; Hymenoptera; Athaliidae. Bases 230 to 1006 code for a protein of 258 amino acids. The transcript has 4 exons. Gene Ontology annotation, cellular component: nucleolus. Gene Ontology annotation, molecular function: RNA binding.
UGUCAGUACAAUCAUUGAAUGCCAUCCCAUGAAUUCAGAAACACAUGGGGAAAGUUUUCCAAUGACAGGAGCCUAGGGCAAAGGCAACGCAAACGUGUAAAUUCUGAUGAGUGAGAAUUGUUGAAUGCAGCGUUGAGUUUGAUGGAAAUUGAAAAUUACGGAUUUGGAAGCAACAUCAAACACCAUUGUCGACGAGCUUCACACCGCAAUCUUCAUUUUAUAGUGCAGCAUGACCCAAAGCAGCAAAAAAAACGGGCGCAUGUCGUCCCUCAAGAAAGUGAACGCUGUUCCGAAAGUGUUGAACGUUAAUCGGACGCCCAGCCGACCUAAAAAACGAAAGAGUAUCAAUCUUGUAUUCGAUGAGGAAAAGAGACGGGAGUUUUUGGGAGGAUUUCACAAAAGGAAAUUGCAGAGGAAGAAAAAAGCCCAGGAAGAAUUACAGCGACAACUCAAAGAGGAGAGAAAGAAAAUAAAGCAAGAUGCACGUGAAAGCUACAAGAAAAUGUUGGUAUCUCGAAGAAAUAUCCCAGAACUGGAGGAGCUUCUUUCAAAAGAAGAGUACGAGGUAGAAGGACACACUGUAAGCGUGUUGGAAUUGAACGCUGCAGAUUUGGCUGAAAAGAGUAAUUGGAUAGGAGAAAACAGAGUAUCUUACGACAUUGAGGAAGAAGAUGAAAAAGAAGAGAGUGAGGAUGAGGAAGAACACAAUGAAGAACAAGAAGUAGUUGGUAUGGAAUUGAAAGUAAAAAAAAAAAAGCAAAUUGAAAGUGAUGAAUCUGAAACAAAAGGAAUAAAGAAAAGUGGACUAAAAACAAAGAAAGAAGUUCAGCGAGUGAUUAGACGACAGGCAACAAAGCAAGUACAGAAAAGUAGAGCCUUCCAGUUAAAACAGAAAAUAGAACGUCAGAAAAACAAAAAAGCUUCUUUACAAAAGAAGAUGCUGCGCGAUAAGGUCAGCAAAAAAGGUUCACAUGAAGGAAAGACUAAAAAGAAAGCGCGGCGGUAGAAUUAGAAUUUUAUAAUUAGGUUAGUUAUUAACCUAUACGGACGAAAUAGGCAUUUAAAAAAAUAUUGAAAUGAAUUAUUUUGAACUCAA